Molecule: messenger RNA, 2264 nt
Organism: Electrophorus electricus (electric eel)
Lineage: Eukaryota; Metazoa; Chordata; Actinopteri; Gymnotiformes; Gymnotidae
Gene: minpp1a
Product: multiple inositol-polyphosphate phosphatase 1a
Molecular function (GO): inositol phosphate phosphatase activity; acid phosphatase activity
Source: RefSeq, a predicted model, not a curated record
CAGGCAAGCCACCAUUUGGCCAACCGUGGACCCGAGACCCAAAGGAAAAAAAAACACGUCCACUUUUGGAUACAUUUCUCGGGACAGACGCCAUUUCGUGCUUUGCGAAUCCAGGGAAGAAUAACGGGCUUGGGUUGCGGUGCGUAAACGGUACAAUGUCUGAAAACGCAUCCCCAGCAGUGUGUUUUAUAGUCCAUGGCAUUCUUGUAUGCCUCGCGUUGUUGUCUUUUGUCGCCUCCGCCGGAGACAUACCCGUCCUCGCUAAAUAUUUUAACACCAAAAGUCGCUACGAAGAGGUGAACCCGCAUUUGAUCGACGACGUUCUCACGGUGAACGCGUCCGCGGUGAAGCCCCCCGCACCCGGCUGCCGAGCCGCGCACCUCACGGCCAUCGUGCGCCACGGAACGAGGUACCCGACCAUCGGGAACAUCAAGAAGUUUCACAAGCUCCGCGACCUCGUUGCCGCCGCGGCCACCGGCGACCGGGGUCCGCUGCCGGGACUGGAAUCGUGGCAGAUGCGCUACACGUACGAGAUGGACGGCCGGCUCGCCGCCAAAGGCAGAGCGGACCUCGGGCACCUGGCGCAGAGGCUGGUGCGCUCGUUCCCCUCCCUGCUAACGGAGCGCAAUCUUCGCGCAGGACGCGUCAAAUUCGUGACGAGCUCCAAACAUCGGUGCGUGAACAGCACCGUCGCUUUCCAGCGAGGUUUAACGGACACUCUGGGUAUGCCAGGAGCGGAUCUGGAGCGCACCGUAAACGACGCGCUCAUGCGCUUUUUCGAUCGGUGUCGGCGUCUGGUGGAGAAGAACCUGGAGGCUGCGCCGCAGGUGGCGCUCUUCAACGGCGGGCCCGAGAUGACACGGGUUCGGGAGAAGGUGGCCGAUACGCUGCGGAUCCCCUACGCCAACAUCACCCUGGACUCUGUGGAGGCAGCGUUCUACCUGUGUGCGCAUGAUUUCACCAUCAAUGACACGAUCUCCCCUUGGUGCAACCUCUUUGAUGAAUCAGAUGGACAGGUGAUGGAAUACUCUGGCGACCUGAAGCAAUACUGGAAGAGAGGCUUCGGCUAUGACAUCAACAGCAAGUCCAGCUGCAUUCUGUUCCAUGAUCUGUUCAGCCGCCUUGAUGCUACAGUAAGCCAGAUCCGGUCGGGUGUGCCUGUGUCGGAGGUGGUCACCGUGCAGGUGGGCCACGCUGAAACCUUACUGCCUCUCCUCACGCUGCUGGACCUGUUUAAGGAUCCCACCCGCCUCAUGUCCAGCAACUUCGCCACACAGCGCAACCGCGCCUUCCGCAGUGGCCGGAUUGUGCCGUACGCUGCCAACCUGCUGGUGGUGCUGUACAGCUGCACCGAGGGGCUCAGACUGCAGGUGCGGUUGAAUGAGCAACCCCUGACACUGCCUGACCUCAGUGACCCCUCUCCUCUGUAUGAGGAUGUUAGAACAAGGUACGCCCAGCUGCUGCAGGGAUGUGACCAAGAGACUGUCUGCAGAGUGGACAACUGAGAAGCAAAUUAAAAAUCUGGACACUAGACACUAGAUACUAGAGGGUAGACACUACAGAGUAGCCACUAGACACUAGAGGGUAGACACUACAGAGUAGCCACUAGACACUAGAGGGUAGACACUAGACACUGGAGGGUAGACACUAGAGGGUAGACACUAGACAUUAGACACUAGAGGGUAGACACUAGACACUAGAGGGUAGACACUACAGAGUAGCCACUAGACACUAGAGGGUAGACAUUACAGAGUAGCCACUAGACACUAGAGGGUAGACACUACAGAGUAGCCACUAGACACUAGAGAGUAGACACUAGACCCCAGAUACUAGAGAGUAGACACUAGACACUAGAGGGUAGACACUACAGAGUAGCCACUAGAUGCUAGAGGGUAGACAUUACAGAGUAGCCACUAGACGCUAGAGGGUAGACACUAGACCCCAGAUACUAGAGAGUAGACACUAGACCCCAGGCACUAGAGUGUAGACACUAGACCCCAGGCACUAGAGUGUAGACACUAGACCCCAGGCACUAGAGUGUAGACACUAGACCCCAGGCACUAGAGUGUAGACACUAGACCCCAGGCACUAGAGUGUAGACACUAGACCCCAGGCACUAGAGUGUAGACACUAGACCCCAGACACUAGAGUGUAGACACUACACACAAGAAACUAGAGGGUAGACACUAGACACAGGACACUAGAGGGUAGACACUAGAGGGUAGACACUAGACACUAGAGGGUAGACACUAGACACAGGACAC